GUUUCUUCUUUCUUUCUUCCCUUUUUUUUUAUCUACAUAACACUCUAAACAAAAUAUCAAUAAUAAAAUGCCUCCUUUUGUUUCACCUAAUGCUCAUAACUUCCAAAAACCUCCUGGUACACCCAUUCAUCCUGAAGAUGCCCAGAGAGUAAAGCUCUUUCAGCCAUUCAAUCAAAAAUCGAUUACAAUGCACAAUCAUAUUGGCGUUUCUCCAAUGUGCAUGUAUAGUUCCGUUAAUGGUUUUGUCAAUGAUUUUCAUAUCAGUCAUUAUGGGUCGUUUGCCCUUAAAGGUCCAGGCUUAAUCAUUAUUGAAGCUAGUGGAGUUGUCCCGGAAGGUAGAAUUACACCACAGGAUAUUGGUAUAUGGAGCGAUGAUCAUAUUCCAGGCAUUGCACGUAUUGUUGAGACGAUAAAAGCUCAAGGUAGUGUUCCAGGUAUUCAAAUUGCUCAUGCAGGUCGUAAAGCCUCUACCUCCCCCCCUUUUAAGGGUGAUUAUGUUGAAACUGAAGCUGAUCAUGGUUGGCCAAGUCGUGUUGUAGGUCCUACUGAUAUCCCUUAUGCAGAUCACUACGCUCGUCCUCAUGCUAUGACAGUCCAAGAGAUUAAACAAACAGUUCAAGAUUUUGCCAAUGCUGCAGCUCGUGCAGAUAAGGCUGGUAUUGAAGUUUUGGAAAUUCAUGCUGCUCAUGGUUAUUUACUUAGUAGUUUCUAUUCUGGUAGCUCUAAUAAACGUACAGAUGAAUAUGGUGGUAGUUUUGAGAAUCGUAUUCGUUUUACUUUAGAAGUUGUUCAAGCUGUCCGUGCUGUAUGGCCCGAAUACAAACCUCUUUGGGUCCGUAUCUCGUGUACAGAUUAUGUUAACCCCGAACCCAUGGGUGAAAACCCUAAUGGGUGGGAUAUUUACCAAUCAAUUCGAUUGGCCAAAGAAUUAAAGAAAUUGGGAGUUGACCUUGUUGAUUGUUCGAGUGGUGGAAUUAUGAAGGGUGUCAAAUAUCCUGCUGCUCCUAUGUAUCAAGUCCAAUUUGCUGCUGCCAUUAAAAGAGAAGCCCAGAUACCUACUGCUGCUGUUGGUUUAAUUGUUGAAGGUGAAGAUGCAGAAGAAAUCCUUCAACAGGGCAAUGCUGAUUUUAUUUUAGCAGGUCGUGAGUUCUUACGUAAUAGUGCUUUUGUUUUAUGUGCUGCUCAGUCCUUAAACGUCAAUAUUAAUUGGCCAAAACAAUAUUCUUGGGCUGUUAAGAAGGCUCGUCGUCAUAAUACUGUUAAACAAAAUACUAAAAGCGAUAUAGAAGAAAUGAAAACAAUUCCUUGAAUAAUUAUGUAAAUAUUAAUGCAAACAACAAAUUGAACAUAAGAUUAUUAUUAUUAUAAAAUAUGACAUAUUCAUACAAAAUAACUCUUACCAC
Cokeromyces recurvatus is the source of this 1403-nucleotide messenger RNA. RefSeq lists its product as uncharacterized. The transcript has 2 exons. Gene Ontology annotation, molecular function: NADP binding; NADPH dehydrogenase activity; FMN binding. The record is from RefSeq and is a predicted model, not a curated record. Bases 68 to 1309 code for a protein of 413 amino acids. Gene Ontology annotation, cellular component: intracellular anatomical structure. Lineage: Eukaryota; Fungi; Mucoromycota; Mucoromycetes; Mucorales; Mucoraceae.